Molecule: messenger RNA, 2400 nt
Organism: Leptidea sinapis
Lineage: Eukaryota; Metazoa; Arthropoda; Insecta; Lepidoptera; Pieridae
Product: phospholipid phosphatase 1-like
Exons: 6
Coding region: 128-928 (266 amino acids)
Biological process (GO): signal transduction; phospholipid metabolic process; phospholipid dephosphorylation
Molecular function (GO): phosphatidate phosphatase activity
Source: RefSeq, a predicted model, not a curated record
UGGAGUGCUGAGUGCUCACUGCUCACUCAGUACACUGUGCAAUAUAAAUGUUAAUUUCAGCAUAUAAGGAAAAUAAUAAAUAAAAACAUAGUUAACAAUUUAAAUACUUACUUGCUUGAACUUGAAGAUGGAACUGCUCAGCAGUGUGUUGAACAAACUUAAAUUUCUAUGGUUUAAAACAAACCGGUGGCACAGAGUGAUAUUUAUAUUCGUAAUAGUGCAUUUACAAUUAUUACCUGGGGGGCAAGUUGGUUUCCAAUGCAAUGACCCUGCAUUAUCACACCCUUACACAGGAGACACUGUUACCUGGAAAUGGCUAAUGGGAGUCACCAUACUAUUACCAUUACUUGUCUUAUUACUUGUGGAGAAGCGACAAUGCAACAGAGAGUAUUCUAAGCAGCAAGCGCUGAGAUGGUACAAGGAGUAUAUGUUUGGGUUCCUCUUGAACCUCACCUUCGUGCAGACAUUGAAGCUGAUAGUGGGCUCACCUCGACCCCAUUUCUUUGACACCUGCGAUCCGAAGGAAGCUAUGUCUUGCCAAGAGUCGGAGUACGUAUCAAGUUACACCUGCACGAAGGCAUAUUGGUUAAGUCAGUCAGAUAAGAGCUUUCCCUCGGGACAUACAUCGCUAGCAGUCCAUGCUGGCGUUUUCAUAAUUUAUUAUUUAUGCCAAAGAGCGAUGGACAUGUCCGCGCGGGGAGUCCGCGCCGUUCAAACAGUAUGUGUAGCGAGUGUGUUCCUGUGUAGUGUCUCCAGGAUGUGGGAUCACCGACACCACUGGUGGGACGUGCUCGCGGGCGCCGUGAUAGCUGUGCCUUUUUUGUUGUAUACCAUAUUCAUUUUGUGCAAGAACUUUGCAUGUGGAGUACCGAAAGAUGCGGGGGCUACAGUCAAAAGUGACCAAAGUGAAUGCAUUCCAAGUAUAUAAUAAGAUAAAUACGAUCUAGUAAAUCUUAAAUAGUCAUUUGAAACCGAAAAAGUAUGCGAUUUUUUUAUAAAUGUGUUAUAACUAUUGAAAUUUCUUUUUUAAACAAAAAUAACAAAAGGUUUAUCUUGUAACUAAUGCCUUAUUUUUAGUUUAAAAUUAUUGUUAAUAUUGUAGUUAAAGUUGUUUUUUUUCUUUCGCUAUAGAUUUAGACUAAUUUUAUCGAUGGUUUUGCGUAGGUCUGAUUAUUAGGUAACUCAAUGUAUCUAUAAUUUGUAAUUUAACAAUUACUGCAAAAUAAGUAACUGUUCGUAAUAUUUUACAUCUGAUCUGCUGAAGCCUGUACAACUUGUAGUCUCAAAUCAAAUGAAAAUGGUUAACACAAAACAGGAGAACAUUGAAUAAUAGAACGAGUGUGUGCGGGCUUAGGACUUAGGUACAGUCAGCGUCAAAAAGAUGGCGUCACGAAUAUGCGAUAUAUUUGGUGCUUUAAAUGUUUUUGACCUUUAUGGUGUCCCGAUAUAUUUGACUACUUUGGAUGACGCGAUCUUAUUGGUCACUUUCGGUGAAUCGUUUUAUAUGUGGUAAAGAUGGGUGUUGCCAUGUUUUUGAAUACAUCUAUCUAUCUUUUUGACGCUGACUGUACUCAUGUCUCUACCUCUAUCAUAUCUUCGCGCUAGCUAAGAAAGGUCAUAAAAUGACUUAUUUAUGUUGUGACAUCUGUAGAUAGCAUAUAUUUUCUAUUCUAACAGUUACCUGCAAGAUAUGUAGGUACGUUCUAGUUUUUUAAUUAUUAAUGUGAUAAGUUCAGUGAUUUUCUGUAUACGUAAAUUAUUUUCGCAACUACGACGAGAGCGCAGAAGUCCGUAUAUCGGUGGCUUGUUUCUCUCUCUCGGAUCCCUUUGGGUUUAAAAAAACUUACACUACUUACUCUGAGAGACAGGGCUCUUAUUAUAUAUACAGAUGUGUUUAUAAUUAUGUUCAUUCCUCAAAUGAAAGAAUUUUAAUAAUUCUCCAGAGGUAACAUGUAUGAAUAAAAGAUACAUACAUAAAUCACUAUUUUCAAUUGCAAAUUUACUAUAGAUUAGUGUUUAAUGAGGAGUUUUGACCCACUUUUGCGCCUGUCUAUCUUAUCUAGCUUUUAAAAAUUUAUUUUUGCCUAUGAGGACAACUAGUCAUAUUUUGUGAUAUUUUUCAAGGCGGUCUUACGACGAAAACAAUGUAUUUUCAAAUAAAUUAUAGUUGAGUGAGUUUGGUAAUAUUAAUACUGAUGUAAAACUUCAAAAUAGCUUUUACUUUUUAUAUUAAAUAUUUGUGUGACAGCCCUAUUUUUGAUAUUAAAUGGUUUUGUAGUAAGAUUGAAGAUGUUUGACAUUAAUUGUCCACUGAUCUGUUUGCUUUACAAUUAAGUGCAAUAAUAAUUUAUGUAUUCUUUAUAAAGCAAUUUGAGGCAAAAAUAUAUUUUCUAUUAUUGU